AACGAAAACAGUGGCUUCUUCCAUAUCGAUUCAAGGAGGCUCCCGGAUCGGCUGAAGAUUCAUGUCGCAGCUGGUGAUCGCGUUGACAAAGAGAGACAUCUUGGCUUUUUGACUUUGUGCAAUUUAACCAUAUUUUACAGUAGAAAUAUAAAAUCUGCAAACGGAAAUUCGUAUAUUGAUCUUAAAACAAGAAAUAUUUUCACGAGUGAAAAGAUAUAUUUGGAAGAGAUUAAAAAUUAAAGAAGAGAUGCAGAUCAAGGAUAAAAGAGUUAUAGUGACCGGAGCUGCAAGUGGUGUGGGUCUGGCAUUUAGCAGGGAACUGUUACGAAAUGGCGCUUUAAUGAUUGUUAUGAUUGAUAUACAGCAAUCCCUUGGAGAACAAGCUGUAGAGAGUUUAAAUAAUGAAUUUGGUCGAAAACGUGCCGUAUUUCUCCAUUGUGACGUGGCGAAUAGUUCCGAAUUUGAUGCGACAUUCAAAGAGGCGAUUAAUAUUCUCGGCGGGCUGGAAAUUUUAAUAAAUAAUGUAGGCAUAAUAAAUGAAACUGAUUUCUCUAAAGCUAUCGAUGUUAAUGUGACAGCUGUGGUUCGUGGAACUCUUUUGGGGAUUCAACAAAUGCAGAAAGAUUCCGGAGGCAAGGGUGGUGUUAUCGUAAAUAUUUCGUCUAUUGCCGGAUUACAAGCGAUACCCCAACUUCCGGUGUAUUCUGCUACGAAGCACGCCGUAGUUAGUUUCAGCCGUUCUUUUGCACAACCCUAUCAUUACAAGAGGACUAAUGUAAAAGUGAUCGUUCUAUGUCCUGGUUUGACCGAUGCACCAGUCCUAGAAAGUUUACCCGAAGGUAUUUCGGAAACUGAUAUUAUGCACAAUCGGCCUCAGAGAGUGGAAAGCGUAGCUCACGGAUUAGUAUAUAUAAUUCGAUGCGCACAGAACGGCAGUGUGUGGAUCAGCGAGGAUGAAAAGCCGGUUUACGAAGUGCAACUACCCGAUACUUUGCCACAGAAGAAAAUCGAAGUCGACACAGAAGAUUGGCAUGAGAUCAAUUCACGCCGGAAAUCGGCCAUGUCUAUUUUUCAAAUAUCCAAAGCGGUUUCAUUUAUGGAGAAUAAAAUAGAUCCGAGUCUAAGAUCGCUCCGCCGUCGUUCUUCGGCGUCCGAAAGAGCAAAAGAGAUAGAAGCGAUCAAUUGCAUCGUUUCUGGAAAAAAUGUUCUAAUAACUGGCGGUGCGGCAGGAUUGGGCUAUGCCUUUCUUAAUCAUUUUUUGAAACACGGAGCAAACAAAAUAAUCAUAUUGGACAUUGAUGCUGAAAGUGGUAAACGAAUCGCACUCGGCAUCGCAAAAUCUUAUGGUGAGAAGAAGGUGCACUUCAUACACACCGACAUAUCUAAUCACAAGCAAGUUACUGAGGCUUUCAAAGAAGCGUCAUCGCUGUUGGGGAACAUUGACAUCGUGAUAAAUAACGCUGGAGUUUUAGACGAGCGAAGAUGGGAAAAGGAAAUCGCGGUGAACAUUGGUGGUAUGAUGAGCACCGCGAUGCUAGCCAUGAAAUAUAUGAGCAGAGAUACAGGUGGUCAUGGUGGUAUCUUGGUGAACGUGAGCCAGCAUGUGGAUAUUCGAAAUACAGCUCAACUUCCGGUUUACACUGCCACGAAACACGCCGUCAUCGGUCUAUCGCAGUCUCUUUCGGAUCCUUAUCAUUAUGAGAAGACUGGCGUUACCGUGAUAACUCUGUGCCCAGGACUGACGGAAACCGCCCUGACAGUAGAUAGCCCCAAUAAACUUCUCUCCAGAGUUAUGAAGGCAGAUUUCGUCAAAAAUCUUGAACAGUUCUCGAUACAAACGCCUUACGUAGUCGCGCAGGGUUUAAUGACGAUCUUGAGGAUCGGCGAGUGCGGUAGUAUUUGGGUUAUCGAGAGCGGCAGAGCGCCUUACGAAGUUUACGUGCCAAAUCCUCACACUCUGCGCCGUUACUACAAGAAUAACUUCCCACAUGUCGACACUAAGGUCGUGGGAGGUCGCACGAUAAGAGAAGUCUGCGACAGCACGAGGACAGGACUGUUGAGCUGUGCCUGAUAACCGGCGAGCGCCCGACCGUGAUCUCUCUCGCUCUCUACUCGCUCUUAGCGUCCAAAAUCCUUCUUCAAUCCGCGUGGCGAACUAGAAACUUCGUGAAGAUAUUUCGUGAAGAUAUGCGUAAAUCAGUGCAACCGGAAGUGCACGGAAGUACGGACAAAAAUCAGAGCAAUACGUGGAAAAAAGGCGUCCUUGAGAUUCCUCGUAGAUGAUUUUACAUUACAAAAUCUUACGCAUAUUUCUUUUGCCACUCCGAUCUUUUGCCGCUGCGCUGGUUCACAUUUCCAUCGUAAUUUCCUUACACAUACGUGUUCAAUUUCUAUUUCUUUUUUUUUUAAUCAAAACAUCAGAUUGUAUGAAGAUGCCUGUGAUAGAGAAUAAUUUUAAAUAAUAAACGCUUUAAAAAGAACAA
This is a messenger RNA of Pogonomyrmex barbatus (red harvester ant), 2483 nucleotides long. RefSeq names its product 15-hydroxyprostaglandin dehydrogenase [NAD(+)]-like. Gene Ontology annotation, molecular function: oxidoreductase activity, acting on the CH-OH group of donors, NAD or NADP as acceptor. The record is from RefSeq and is a predicted model, not a curated record. NCBI's taxonomy places the organism in Eukaryota, Metazoa, Arthropoda, Insecta, Hymenoptera, Formicidae. Gene Ontology annotation, cellular component: cytoplasm.